AUGGCCCUGCGAGGACUGGCUCUGGCCUUUCUCCUGGUCCUUGCCCUUCUGUUGCUUGCAUGGGGCCAAAAGAACCCUGGUCCCAAGAACCAGGGGGAAUCCAAGGAAGCAGAAACGUGCCAAAGGCCUCGCUGGGGCCGAGGACUCCAGCUGGCACCAGACCAGGAAAAUUACAAGAAGAAUGAAGAAGUGAUGCUGAGCUGCCCUGAGGGUUUCCAGCCGUCCUUCACCCAUGUCAAAUGUAUGGGAAAAGUCCUGUUCAUUAGCAACGGGAAACCUGUACACAGAGAAGCUUGGAAUGGAAGGGACAGCAGAGGCAGAUGGAUCAACAUUCAGCCCACCUUCAGCGUGGAGUGCGAUGAAGUCCUCCAGGUUGUCCCCGGGACCUUGGAGAUUUCCAGCACCAGCAUCAAACUGAACUGGACCUGCAGGCUCACCGACACCUGCCAGCGCAUUCGGGCCAGGUGCCGGCUGGAAGAGCGUUCCUCCCCUCCCUGUAAGGCUGAAGAGGUGAAGGGAGAGGAGAUGUUACGCGGCCAGGAGGGAACAUUUACAUGCCCCCCUCUGCAGCCCUUCACUGUCUACAGUGUCACCAUCUCCCUGCCCCCCAGCACCAUCCUGUACACACGGCUCCUCACGACAAAGGAAACGGUGCCAGACAAACCGGAGCAGCUGUGGCUGGAUCCCAGCACGGGGUCCCUCAGGUGGGAGCCGCUGCCCUCCUGCAAAGGGGAGAUCAUCGGAUACCAGCUGAACAUCACAUCCAGAAGAGCACACGAUGGCAGCUUCCUUGAAUUCAAGCAGGUGUUGGUGAACCAGUCUGUCACUCAGUACACACCACUUCGUCAGACACCUGGAAGCAAAUAUACGGUGACGGUGCAGGGCCUCACAGUGGCUGGUGCUGGGGCUGCCUCAUUGCUGGAAUUUCAAACCUAUGUCUCGGGGCAGCCUCUGGGCCCGUGGCCUCGGUUGGCGGUCACGGUAGUGGUGAUGGUGUUGGUGUUGGUCCCACUGUCAGCAGGGAUCCUGUGGUUUGUGCUGUCCAGGAAAAGGAAGGCCUUGCCCAGCAAAGCCGAGGAGGAUCAUUACACAGAGCUCCAGCCCUAUGAAAACUUGGAUAAUUACUGUGUGAUCAAGGAGACUAUUUGGGCAGAAGAAGAUGCAGGUGAAGGUGGCCAGGCUGGAGAGCCGUUGCCCCAGCCCUCGCUUGUCCUGGAGCCCUCAGUGAGACAGUGA
This is a messenger RNA of Gavia stellata (red-throated loon), 1236 nucleotides long. RefSeq lists its product as uncharacterized. The transcript is spliced from 9 exons. The record is from RefSeq and is a predicted model, not a curated record. Bases 1 to 1236 code for a protein of 411 amino acids. Gene Ontology annotation, molecular function: protein binding. Lineage: Eukaryota; Metazoa; Chordata; Aves; Gaviiformes; Gaviidae.